AUGGCCUUGCUCACAAGGCGAUUGCGUUGCUUCUACUGUGGUCAGCGAUCUGCAUCAAAGAAAUCAACAAGCGUGCGAGAAUGGUGCUGCGAGCAUUGCGAAGCUGUGAACUAUCUAGAUGAGAAUGGCGAAAUUACAGAUCCCCCGACCACAGUAACGGACAACCCCGCCAUUCCAAACGACACUCAGUCUCCGUUCGAGUCCGCAGGGUUCGACCAAACAGGCCUCUUUUGCAGCAAAUGCGUUCGAAAUCAGCAUCUGCUCAUGAAGGCGCUUGGCUCCUAUCUUCCGGACUCUGAUGACCCUACCUACCCGAUAUAUGAACAACAAUAUCCCCAAUAUCGCCGCAAGAUGGAAGAAACCUAUCCGCAAGUAUGCGAAAACUGCGAACAGAAAGUGAACCGUCGCAUUCGGCAGACGGGUUACGAGGCCAAGGCUGAUCAUUUGCGGAGGACGAUGGAGCGGAGCAAGAUGAGCCGCGCGGUACAAAAGGCUCGAAGACGAAAUUGGCGGAGUAUUCUUGUUGUGGCGGGUGCGUUGGGGUAUUGGAUGAGUGUUGUUGGUCAAUUGGUAUCGGAUCUGAUAGGAGCGUGCGGCCUGCUGGAUAAGAUUGCUGGACAACACUGGCCAUUGGAAUCGAAGAACUUAUCAUUUAUAAGCGAUGCUGUUUCAUAUAUUGGCUAUUCGUCCGAGGACCUUGCCGGCAUUGCGUUGCUAUUGGGCGCGCUUUCUAUAUGGUGGAAUCCCAAGAUUCAUCACAAAGUGGAGGGAUUAAGCGGUCGUAUACUGGGGCUGAAUCAAUACUACGAGUGCCAGUUGAUUGUCAUGGUGGCCAGAUUCGCGGUUUGGGCGUGGUUGAAGGAUACAAGUCGCAUGGAGCCCUCUUUCCCUGCAGCUGUGCAUGCAAUAAUGAUAUUAUUUAUGAGCGUGGCAACGGUUUUCUCUCAGAGAUUGGUCCAUUAUGACACGCGACCUCUUGUUCUGUGGUCAAAUUUGACUCCUGUGGCCUCCCCGAGACAGCAAAAAAUUGUACCACAGUCGGUACCGACGACCAAGGCGCAAGGGGUUCCCUUUCAACAAGACAUGUUUCAACGCUUCCCUCUAGAGAAGUUAAGCAUGCCACGAGAGAGCCCCAAACCGAACACACAGAUGGCUACACCCCCUCUAGAACCCGAAGACUCGAUGGAUUGGACACCAUCUGUCGCUCAAGAGAUCCGUCCUAUGUUUGUUACCUCGAAGCCUGAGGCGACUCCCCAGGUUGUCUCACACAAGUCGAUAUUUCAAGGCGCUCUCCCUGCAGCACCACGACCUCCCGCAUGGCAGCUCCGAAACCCAAUAAACCAGAAACCUUCAACACCAGUGCCAGUGAGCAACGUCUUUCAAACAUCUAGAACUUCUCAGCAGAGCCUCCUGGAUAACGAGCAAAAUAAUAUUCCACGCACAUCUGAUGUGUUCUUUGCACCUCCAAAGUUCUUCGCCCCAUCAGAUUAUCAUGCCACUACUGGUUUGGAAAGUCUUUUUGAUCAGACAUUCACAAUCAAGUCUCCCGAGGACGAUAUAGACGAGAACGCCGAAUUGCAGUCAAAAGUCGAGGAUACCCGCAAGGAAAUUCUCCAGGAACAUGCACUGGUAUACUCCUCGAUACGACUGCUACUUCUUUUUCUUAGCAUACUCGCAUGGUCAAUUGAUUGGCUAAGACUGGUCCCAAUCCCUCAUGAUGCUGUCUUGAUGGGCACUUUGAUCUUGAAUAUCCUAUUUACAGGUUUCGGUCUAUUGGCUUCAUUAAACCAACCACUGAUAGUCAUUCAGAGGGUCGUUUACUCUCUGAUCAAAUUUGUGGCUACUCUCGUUCUCGCUCUCUGUCUAAGCUACAACUUUUCCAGCACUUUCUCUCAAAGUGGAAAUCUGGAAUUGUGCGUCAAGUCCUUAACGGCUUUGUUGGCUAUUGAAGAAUCCCUGAUUUUGUUCUCAGCUGUGCCGAAGACCCAAGCUCAAAAACAGAAGACCAAGAAAGAGCCAGAGGCUACCGCACAACCUUCGAUACAACAUACGGCUGAGAUUCAAACCAACCCUCAAAACCAAUAUUCAUCUCCACCACCAGCUUCACCCACACUAUCGUACAUAUCAAACCAACCGACGAGUGUAUAUUCACAGGCCUCUUUGUCACAAUCUCAACAUUCUUAUAAUUACGGUCUUUACCAGAGGGACAUGCGCCGCAAUCCGUUCCUAGAUGAUGGCUCGGACGCCUCGGAAAUAUCAGGCGGAGAUUCUGACGCCGAAACGACCAUCAGUUCUUACACCAACAAAUCGAUCCGAAACAGGAAUCCAUUUGAGAACGAUGACAGAAAUUAUCUGGCACCACGAGCUCCAGGCUUAGGCUCUGGGCUGCAAGGAUUGAGCCUCGACGAUAGUCCCAUCUCAAAGCGAGUAACUCGCAGCCAAACUACACGGACAGGCAUGGGAUCUGAACCAGUUCGUUAUUCUCGGCGACUCAGGUGA
Molecule: messenger RNA, 2499 nt
Organism: Talaromyces marneffei
Lineage: Eukaryota; Fungi; Ascomycota; Eurotiomycetes; Eurotiales; Trichocomaceae
Exons: 3
Coding region: 1-2499 (832 amino acids)
Biological process (GO): nuclear inner membrane organization
Cellular component (GO): nuclear inner membrane; mitotic spindle pole body; chromosome, centromeric core domain
Source: RefSeq, a predicted model, not a curated record